Messenger RNA from Lampris incognitus (smalleye Pacific opah), 7161 nucleotides. RefSeq lists its product as uncharacterized. Lineage: Eukaryota; Metazoa; Chordata; Actinopteri; Lampriformes; Lampridae. The transcript has 22 exons. Bases 25 to 7161 code for a protein of 2378 amino acids. The record is from RefSeq and is a predicted model, not a curated record.
AGCAGUUCAACUUCAACACAAAUCAUGUUGUCUGUAGCUCUGCUGCUGCUGCUGGCAGCUGGAUCCUGUGUGAACAGUGAGCAGUUGAAUCAACCAGCGUCUCUGACUGUCCAGCCAGGACAACCACUGACCAUCACCUGUCAGGUCUCUUAUUCUGUUAGUACCUACGCGACAGCCUGGGUCAGACAGCCUGCAGGAAAAGGACUGGAGUGGAUUGGAUGGAUAUAUACUGGGGGCACAUACUACAAAGAGUCACUAAAAAACAAGUUCAGUAUCUCUUUAGCAGCUUCCAGUAAGACAGCGACUCUAACAGGACAGAAUAUGCAGCCUGAAGACUCAGCUGUGUAUUAUUGUGCCAGAGACACACAAGUUACUGUGACGUUACUGCACUGUGACACUUACUUUGACUACUGGGGAAAAGGCACGGUGGUCACGGUCUCAUCAGCCACACCAAAGGCCCCUACUGUGUUUCCUCUGGAGCAAUGUGGCCCCGAGACCGGAGACACCGUGACUCUCGGCUGCCUCGCCACCGACUUUACACCCGCCUCACUGGGCUUCAGAUGCACCAACGCCGAGGGAGUUGCCCUGCCUGAUGUACUUCAGUACCCCGCUGUUGAGAAAAACAGGGCUUACUUUGGAGUCAGUCGGGUCCGCGUGCAGCGAGACUACUGGGACGCCAGGAAAGUUGUCAACUGUGUUGUUGAGCAUUCAGCAGGACAAAAACAAUGCCGCCUUCAGAAGAAAGUCGAGUUUCAUCAGUUGCCAACUCUUAACGUGUUGAUCUCUCCUGAGAUGAAGAAUGAGAGAUCAACUUCCUUCUCCUGCUUUGCCACUGAUUUUUCACCAAAUGCUCAUGAAAUCAAAUGGCUCAGAGACGAUGAGGAAAUCCGUGACAAAAUCUCUGAGAUCCAGACCUCCUUUGAGCCCAAACGUAAUGAGAAUGGGACUUUGUACAGUGUCGUAAACUAUCUCCAGGUUGAUAAAAGUGCUUGGACGGAAUCGGAAGCCAAGAUUACAUGUGUGUUUAAGCAAAAAGAAGAAAAUGUCAACAAAUCUGUGGACUAUAAUACCACACCGGGUUCCACCACAUGUAAUGACCCAUGUGUAUAUGUUGACAUUGAGAUCUUGCCCCUCAGUUUGGAAGACCUGUUUCUGAACAAAAAAGCUAAACUUGUGUGUGAAGUGCUGGAAAAACAAGGAUCCGUUGAGUCUGUUGAGUGGCAGGACAAAGAUGGGAAACCUUUAAACAAGGACAGUCAUAAGAGCAGCCGAGGACCCCACAACCUCUACAGAAUUGAAGUGGAUGUCCUGUUUGAGGAGUGGAGCGAGGGGAUGGAAUAUUAUUGUGUUGUUGAACACAACGACUUAAUUAAAGCUGUAAGGGAGCGUUUUCAAAGGGACAAAGGAGAAACGAUUAAGCGGCCAUCUGUUUUUCUGCUGAGUCCAGUAGAACAAACUAGUAAUGACGUGGUGAUCCUGACUUGCUAUGUGAAAGAUUUCUACCCCAAGGAGCUUGUAGUGUCUUGGCUUGUUGAUGAUGUGGCAGCAGAUCCAGCUACCUAUACAUUCAAUACCACAAAUCUUUUAGAAAACAGCGGAUUCUACUCUGUAUAUAGUGAGCUUACGUUGAGCUUGGACCUUUGGAAGAAAAAUGACAAGGUGUUCAGCUGCGUUGUCUACCACGAGUCUAUGAUGAAAACAACAGGAGUCAUUAUUAGGUCCUUUGUACAAAACACCAAUGAAAAACCCAACCUGGUUAACGUCAGCCUUAACAUCCCUCAAAUUUGCAAGGCCGAAUUAAAUGAAAACGUGGAAAAGCGGGUUGUCCAUCCGACCGUCACCAUGUCCCCUGACUGGAGGUGGGUCUCUGGGGCUGCAGAAGUGAGCCUUGUGUGCACCUACAGCGGUUACUACCCAGACGACCUAGAGGUGCAGUGGCAAAUAGACAGCCGUGCUGUCGACAUCGUUCCGGUCCAAAAGAAGUUUCAAGCUGUGGAAAAGGAGGGAAAAACUUUCAGCCUAAGGAGCCAGAUUGAGUUGGACCGGAAAAACUGGACAAAUGGCUCAAAUGUCACGUGCAAGUCCAAACACCACGACGCCGAGUUGAGCAAAUCAAUCAGUAUUUGUGCAAUUUACCCUUCCUCCCCUCCUUGCAUUCACCUGGAGACCCCCAGCUUCAAAACAGUGAUGAUGGCAAAGCCUGAGGUGACGGCUACGUGUGUGGUUGAGACUGUCUAUGAUGCCAAGGUGACCUGGCAUGUCGAUGGGGAAGAAAUCUCAGCCACAAGAACCGUGCCGAACCGGACCGGCAGCAAGACCUAUUUCAGCAGCAACCUGACUGUUUCCACAGACAAGUGGAUGACGUACAGUCGCGUGACAUGUAGGGCUGAACACCCCUGCUCCCCUCCAGCUGAAAAGACGGUGGAUAUAAGUAAGUCACCUGUACCAAAUGAUGUUCAUGUGAUAUUUGAUACAACUGAACUCUGCAGCAACCCCUGUGUUUGUUUCAAAGGGCUUACAGCGGACAGGGCCCCGUCGGUGCUGAUCAGAAGAUCUCUGCCACACUUGCUUCAUGGAGACGAUGCCGUGCUGGAGUGUGAUGUCAGACAACUCUCCUCUAGCGACCUCUACGUCACCUUUCAGGCCAACGGAAGUGACAUAUCUGAAAAACAAUUUGUUGAUCUUUCCAAAGCCACAGGCCUCACUUCAACCACUCUCCAGUUCUCAGUUCCAAAAACCCACCAGGGAAAAGACAACACGUUCACCUGCAAAGUGAACCAAGGCUUCGUCAACAGCUCGGUAUCAGACUCAACCGGACGGAUUUUUGGUGACCUGUCAAUGGAGCUUCUUCUGGUCCCCAGUAAAGACUCAGGACAACAGAAACUCUUGUGCAUUGGCUGGGGUUUCAGUCCCCAAAUCAAAUGGCUUUCUGGGUCUCAGGACAGAUCGGCAUCAACUAAAGACAUCUUAUUAGGUGAAGACGGUCGUGUGGCAAUAAUCAGUCAUCUCAAUGUGCCUCAAAACGAGUGGACAAAAGCAGUGGUCUUUACUUGUGAAGUCUCUGACAAGGUUUUAAAUAAAACUGUCCGCGAUGAAAUGGGCUUCUGUUCAGUUUACCCUUCCUCCCCUCCUUGCAUUCACCUGGAGACCCCCAGCUUCAAAACAGUGAUGAUGGCAAAGCCCGAGGUGACGGCUACGUGUGUGGUUGAGACUGUCUAUGAUGCCAAGGUGACCUGGCAUGUCGAUGGGGAAGAAAUCUCAGCCACAAGAAUCGUGCCGAACCGGACCGGCAGCAAGACCUAUUUCAGCAGCAACCUGACUGUUUCCACAGACAAGUGGAUGACGUACAGUCGCGUGACAUGUAGGGCUGAACACCCCUGCUCCCCUCCAGCUGAAAAGACGGUGGAUAUAAGUAAGUCACCUGUACCAAAUGAUGUUCAUGUGAUAUUUGAUACAACUGAACUCUGCAGCAACCCCUGUGUUUGUUUCAAAGGGCUUACAGCGGACAGGGCCCCGUCGGUGCUGAUCAGAAGAUCUCUGCCACACUUGCUUCAUGGAGAAGAUGCCGUGCUGGAGUGUGAUGUCAGACAACUCUCCUCUAGCGACCUCUACGUCACCUUUCAGGCCAACGGAAGUGACAUAUCUGAAAAACAAUUUGUUGAUCUUUCCAAAGUCACAGGCCUCACUUCAACCACUCUCCAGUUCUCAGUUCCAAAAACCCACCAGGGAAAAGACAACACGUUCACCUGCAAAGUGAACCAAGGCUUCGUCAACAGCUCGGUAUCAGACUCAACCGGACGGAUUUUUGGUGACCUGUCAAUGGAGCUUCUUCUGGUCCCCAGUAAAGACUCAGGACAACAGAAACUCUUGUGCAUUGGCUGGGGUUUCAGUCCCCAAAUCAAAUGGCUUUCUGGGUCUCAGGACAGAUCGGCAUCAACUAAAGACAUCUUAUUAGGUGAAGACGGUCGUGUGGCAGUAAUCAGUCAUCUCAAUGUGCCUCAAAACGAGUGGACAAAAGCAGUGGUCUUUACUUGUGAAGUCUCUGACAAGGUUUUAAAUAAAACUGUCCGCGAUGAAAUGGGCUUCUGUUCAGUUUACCCUUCCUCCCCUCCUUGCAUUCACCUGGAGACCCCCAGCUUCAAAACAGUGAUGAUGGCAAAGCCCGAGGUGACGGCUACGUGUGUGGUUGAGACUGUCUAUGAUGCCAAGGUGACCUGGCAUGUCGAUGGGGAAGAAAUCUCAGCCACAAGAACCGUGCCGAACCGGACCGGCAGCAAGACCUAUUUCAGCAGCAACCUGACUGUUUCCACAGACAAGUGGAUGACGUACAGUCGCGUGACAUGUAGGGCUGAACACCCCUGCUCCCCUCCAGCUGAAAAGACGGUGGAUAUAAGUAAGUCACCUGUACCAAAUGAUGUUCAUGUGAUAUUUGAUACAACUGAACUCUGCAGCAACCCCUGUGUUUGUUUCAAAGGGCUUACAGCGGACAGGGCCCCGUCGGUGCUGAUCAGAAGAUCUCUGCCACACUUGCUUCAUGGAGAAGAUGCCGUGCUGGAGUGUGACGUCAGACAACUCUCCUCUAGCGACCUCUACGUCACCUUUCAGGCCAACGGAAGUGACAUAUCUGAAAAACAAUUUGUUGAUCUUUCCAAAGCCACAGGCCUCACUUCAACCACUCUCCAGUUCUCAGUUCCAAAAACCCACCAGGGAAAAGACAACACGUUCACCUGCAAAGUGAACCAAGGCUUCGUCAACAGCUCGGUAUCAGACUCAACCGGACGGAUUUUUGGUGACCUGUCAAUGGAGCUUCUUCUGGUCCCCAGUAAAGACUCAGGACAACAGAAACUCUUGUGCAUUGGCUGGGGUUUCAGUCCCCAAAUCAAAUGGCUUUCUGGGUCUCAGGACAGAUCGGCAUCAACUAAAGACAUCUUAUUAGGUGAAGACGGUCGUGUGGCAGUAAUCAGUCAUCUCAAUGUGCCUCAAAACGAGUGGACAAAAGCAGUGGUCUUUACUUGUGAAGUCUCUGACAAGGUUUUAAAUAAAACUGUCCGCGAUGAAAUGGGCUUCUGUUCAGUUUACCCUUCCUCCCCUCCUUGCAUUCACCUGGAGACCCCCAGCUUCAAAACAGUGAUGAUGGCAAAGCCUGAGGUGACGGCUACGUGUGUGGUUGAGACUGUCUAUGAUGCCAAGGUGACCUGGCAUGUCGAUGGGGAAGAAAUCUCAGCCACAAGAACCGUGCCGAACCGGACCGGCAGCAAGACCUAUUUCAGCAGCAACCUGACUGUUUCCACAGACAAGUGGAUGACGUACAGUCGCGUGACAUGUAGGGCUGAACACCCCUGCUCCCCUCCAGCUGAAAAGACGGUGGAUAUAAGUAAGUCACCUGUACCAAAUGAUGUUCAUGUGAUAUUUGAUACAACUGAACUCUGCAGCAACCCCUGUGUUUGUUUCAAAGGGCUUACAGCGGACAGGGCCCCGUCGGUGCUGAUCAGAAGAUCUCUGCCACACUUGCUUCAUGGAGAAGAUGCCGUGCUGGAGUGUGAUGUCAGACAACUCUCCUCUAGCGACCUCUACGUCACCUUUCAGGCCAACGGAAGUGACAUAUCUGAAAAACAAUUUGUUGAUCUUUCCAAAGCCACAGGCCUCACUUCAACCACUCUCCAGUUCUCAGUUCCAAAAACCCACCAGGGAAAAGACAACACGUUCACCUGCAAAGUGAACCAAGGCUUCGUCAACAGCUCGGUAUCAGACUCAACCGGACGGAUUUUUGGUGACCUGUCAAUGGAGCUUCUUCUGGUCCCCAGUAAAGACUCAGGACAACAGAAACUCUUGUGCAUUGGCUGGGGUUUCAGUCCCCAAAUCAAAUGGCUUUCUGGGUCUCAGGACAGAUCGGCAUCAACUAAAGACAUCUUAUUAGGUGAAGACGGUCGUGUGGCAGUAAUCAGUCAUCUCAAUGUGCCUCAAAACGAGUGGACAAAAGCAGUGGUCUUUACUUGUGAAGUCUCUGACAAGGUUUUAAAUAAAACUGUCCGCGAUGAAAUGGGCUUCUGUUCAGCAGCAUCAUCUCGGAAAGCUGGUGUCUUCAUUCAGGGUCCAGCUCUCCAGGAACUGCAGACGGAUGAACAGUUGGCUUUCACCUGUCUUCUGGUUGGUCAAAAUCUUGAAGAUUUCUCCAUCACUUGGAAAGUUGGUGGAAAUAAGUCUCAGAGGGCAUUGACUGAACCACGGCUGAGUCACGACAAUGGGACGGAGACCAUUCGUAGCUUCCUGAACGUAUCAGCAAAGGCUUGGCUCACAUAUACACAAGUAUCCUGUGAGGGGAAGCACCUAUGCUCCACACAGGGUUACGAGACGCACAUAAGCAGAAGUAGAGAUCCUAAGCCGCCAUUUGUGAAGAUAACAAGGCUGAAUGACACGGACCUGCCGGGCUCAAACAUGGAAACGCUCAUUUGCCUUGUGACUGGAUUUUCCCCCUCUGGCAUCUUAGUGUUUUGGGAGAAGGACGGCUUGAGGCUGCCAGUAUCACAAUAUACUAUCAGCCCUGUCUGGAAAUACACAGACAGCAACACCUUCUCACUGAACAGCAGACUGAACAUAUCCCGGCGGUCCGAGAGGGACCAGGAAGCUGCAUAUUCCUGUGUAGUAAAACACGAGUCAUAUGAGGAACUAUUCAAAAGCACAGUACAACCUGUGUUUGCUCCAGUGACACCGAGUCCACCUUCAGUCACCCUCCUCCAUGGUCCUGGCGAGCUUGUGUGUCUGGCAAAUGGUUUCAGGCCUGCACCGGUGAACAUCAGCUGGUUCCUUGAUGAGACUACAGAGUUGUGGAGCUACAACACCAGUGAGCCACACAGAGGACCACAGGGGGACUUCAGCGUCCAGAGCCGACUCCGCCUGCCCCCUGUUGACUGGCCACUCGGGGCAGUCUACACUUGCAGGGUGACACAUGUUACCCUGACACUGGCCUUAAAUUUCACCAAACCAAAACUUCUAGACCAUGUGUACGUUGACCAGAACCAGCAUGAUGUUGUUAUUCAAGAUGUGGAGGAAGAAGACUGGUACAUGGCCUUCACUUUCCUCCUGCUCUUCUUCAUUUCCCUUCUCUAUGGAGUGACAGUCACCCUCAUAAAGUCGAACCCGCUUCAGUGGAGAACAGCCUGA